AUGAUGAAUCACACUCUAAUAAAAGGAGUAAACUAGUAACAAUGGGGAAGAAGAAGAACCAAUCACUAAAAUUUGUAGUAUUGUUCACAACAAUAUUAUUUUUAUUUAAUUCUUCAAAAACAUUGGCACAUAGUAAUGAUUUACAUCAUGGUGUCCAACCAUUAUCAAAGAUUGACAUUUUGAGCACAACUUUAGCUCUUCACAACAAGGCCUCCAUUCAAGUUUCUCCUACGUUGCUGGGUUUGAAGAUUGAGGAUACUGAAUGGGUUACCGUGGAGCUCCGAUCUCCCCGACCAUAUUCAGAUGACUGGAUUGGAAUAUUUUCGCCGGCAAAGUUCAAUGCAUCCACAAACUGUGAAGAAGUUGGUAACUCAAGAGUCCUAAAGCCUUUUAUUUGCACUGCACCCAUUAAGUACCAAUAUGCAAAUUACUCGAAUCCAGACUACCAGAAAACUGGGAAAUCCACUCUGAAGUUUCAAAUGAUCAAUCAACGAUCUGAUUUCUCCUUUGCAUUGUUUUCUGGUGGAUUAUCUACUCCAAAGUUAAUUGCAGUUUCUAACACCAUAUCAUUUGCAAAUCCUAAAGCACCUGUCUAUCCUCGCCUUGCUCUAGCAGAUACUUGGGAUGUGAUGACAGUAACAUGGACGAGUGGGUAUGAUAUAGAUGAAGCAGUUCCUUUCGUAGAGUGGGGUCUUCCUGGUGCUGAUACCAUGCGAUCACCUGCAGGAACUCUGACAUUUACUCGCAACCAAAUGUGUGCUGCACCUGCACGAACAGUUGGUUGGCGUGAUCCUGGAUUCAUACACACUAGCUUCCUCAAAGAUUUGUGGCGCAAUACCAAAUAUUCGUAUAGAAUGGGUCAUCUCUUGUCUAAUGGGUCGUACAUUUGGAGCAAGAAGUAUCAGUUUAAGUCACCACCAUAUCCGGGACAAAGCUCCUUACAACGUGUUAUUAUUUUCGGUGACAUGGGAAAGGCUGAACGAGAUGGAUCAAAUGAGUAUGCUGAUUACCAACCAGGAUCACUAAACACCACAGACCAACUUGUUAACGAUAUUGACAACAUUGAUGCCGUGUUCUUGAUAGGGGAUAUGCCGUAUGCCAAUGGAUACAUCUCACAGUGGGACCAAUACACUGCACAAGUUGAGCCAAUAGCAUCAGUUGUGCCCUUUAUGGUUGCAAGCGGUAACCAUGAGCGCGAUUCACCAAAUUCUGGAUCCUUUUACCAAACUGAUGACUCGGGAGGUGAAUGUGGUGUCCCUGCAGAAACAGAGUUUUAUGUUCCUGCUAAAAAUAGGGCUAAGUUUUGGUACUCAGCAGAUUACGGAAUGUUUCACUUUUGUAUAGCAGACACAGAACAUGAUUGGAGAGCAGGCACUGAACAAUUCAAAUUCCUCGAAGAAUGCCUUGCAUCAGCAAAUAGACACAAGCAACCUUGGCUAAUCUUCGCGGGUCAUAGACCCCUUGGGUACUCCUCUAAUGCAUGGUAUGGCAUGGAAGGAUCUUUCGAAGAGCCAAUGGGUAGGGAUGACCUUCAAAAACUAUGGCAGAAGUACAAAGUUGAUAUGGCAUUUUGGGGUCAUGUCCAUAGCUAUGAAAGGACAUGCCCUAUUUACCAGAAUCAAUGUGUGAAUGACGAGAAAUCUCACUACUCAGGAGUUGUGAACGGAACAAUCCAUGUAGUCGCAGGAGGCGGAGGAAGUCAUUUGUCAAAGUUUAGUCCAUUAAAAACAGUGUGGAGUUUAUACCAAGACUAUGAUUUCGGGUUUGUGAAGCUCACAGCAUUUAACCACUCGUCUUUGUUGUUCGAGUACAAGAAGAGUAAUGAUGGAAAAGUUUAUGAUUCUUUUACUAUCUCUAGAGAUUAUAGGGAUGUAUUGGCUUGUGUUCAUGACGGUUGUGAACCCUACACUUCAGCAACCUAAGAUAAUGUAUUUUUCAAAAUGGGGAAAUUAAGAACAAGAUAUUAGUCACUUAUUUAAUCAAA
Molecule: messenger RNA, 1984 nt
Organism: Spinacia oleracea (spinach)
Lineage: Eukaryota; Viridiplantae; Streptophyta; Magnoliopsida; Caryophyllales; Amaranthaceae
Product: probable inactive purple acid phosphatase 27
Exons: 12
Coding region: 42-1922 (626 amino acids)
Molecular function (GO): acid phosphatase activity; metal ion binding
Source: RefSeq, a predicted model, not a curated record